UUCAGUUCAGACUGUUAUUGCGGACUCAGAGUCCGAAAAAUAAGGAACAAAAUGUUGAUCCACUCGUGAUACGUGAACUCACGUUAUAUCAUGUUUGUUUGUUUGUUUGUUAGUUAGUUAACUGCGUGAAACUCGAGAGGAGAAGAACGUGAGGGAGGAGCAGUCAAAGUGAAAGUGUUCUGUGACUUUUCUUCAGUCGCCAUUUUAACUGCGCAGCUGAAGGACAGAAAAAAUGACUGAAGUCCUGAAGAUGAGUGGUCGUGGGGAGGAAGACGAGGACGGAGCAGAGUCUCUGGGACUCAGCUGUUUGUCUCUGAACAAAGAUGAACCUGGAGCCUCAGACACAAAACGAGGGAGAGCAGAGUCUCCAGGACCCAGCGGUUGGUCUAUGAAGAGUGACCAGUCUAUGGGGCAACCUCUCGCCUUCAGAAGUGACCAGUCUAUGGGACAACCUCUCGCCUUCAGAAGUGACCAGUCUAUGGGACAACCUCUCACCUUCAGAGGUGACCAGUCUAUGGGACAACCUCUCACCUUCAGAGGUGACCAGUCUAUGGGACAACCUCUCACCUUCAGAAGUGACCAGUCUAUGGGACAACCUCUCACCUUCAGAGGUGACCAGUCUAUGGGACAACCUCUCACCUUCAGAAGUGGACAACCUCUCACCUUCAGAAGUGACCAGUCUAUGGGACAACCUCUCACUUUCAGAAGUGACCAGUCUAUGGGACAACCUCUCACCUUCAGAGGUGACCAGUCUAUGGGACAACCUCCAGUUGUCUUCAGUCCUGAACCUGGAGCCUCUGAGACAAAACACAAGUUUGCUGUUUCUGUGGACGAGCACACGUCCUGCUGUCCUCUGUGUCCGGACGCCCUGGAGAAUCCGGUCUCCACCAGCUGUGGUCAAUGGUUCUGCAAACCCGGCAUCUCCUCAUACUGGGACCAGUCUGGACGUGGACCACAGACAGAUGUUGGUCUGCAGAAGGUUCUAGGUGAACAUAAGAUCAGUCUGAGGAGCAGAUUUAAACAUGUGACUGAAGGAACUAAUGGAAGAGGAAGUAGAACCCCCCUGAACAGGAUCUUCACUGAGCUCUACAUCACAGAGGGACAGAGUGAAGAGGUCAAUACUCAUCAUGAGGUGAUGCAGCUGGAGACGACCUCUAAGAAGAAGAUGGUCCAGGACACUCCCAUCAAGUGCUGCGACAUCUUUAAAGCCUUACCUGACCAGCAGGGGAGCAUCAGAGCCGUCCUGACCAACGGCGUCGCUGGUGUUGGAAAAACCUUCUCGGUGCAGAAGUUCGCUCUGGACUGGGCCGAGGGUUUGGAAAACCAGGAUGUGAAUCUGCUGAUUGUGCUUUCGUUCAGGGAGCUGAACCUGAUCAGAGAUGAGCAGCACAGUCUUCUCACACUGCUCCAUGUUUUCUAUCCAACAUUAGAGAAGGUCAGAGCAGAGAAGCUCGCUGUCUGUAAACCUUUGUUCAUCUUUGAUGGUCUGGAUGAAAGCAGACUCUCACUGGACUUCAACAGCAGGACUCUGGUUUCUGACGUCACACAAAGGUCAUCAGUCAACGUGCUGCUGACCAACCUCAUCCAGGGGAAUCUGCUUCCCUCGGCUCUCAUCUGGAUAACUUCUCGACCUGCAGCGGCCAAUCAGAUCCCUCCUACAUGUGUUGACAGGGUAACAGAAGUACGAGGCUUCACUGAGGACCAGAAGAAUGAGUACUUCAGGAAGAGAUCCAGAACUGAAGAUCUGUCCAGCAGAAUCAUCUCACACAUCAAGACGUCCAGGAGCCUCCACAUCAUGUGUCAAAUCCCAGUCUUCUGCUGGAUCAGUGCUACAGUUCUGGAGCACAUGUUGACCACAGAGCAGAGAGGAGAGCUGCCCAAGACCCUGACAGACCUGUACUCACACUUCCUGCUGGUUCAGACAAAGAGGAAGAAGAACAAGUAUGAUGACGGACGUGAGACAAGUCCACGGGAGCUGGUGGAGGCCGACAGGGACGUUCUUCUGAAGCUGGGGAGGCUGGCCUUUGAACAUCUGCAGAAAGGAGACAUCUUGUUCUACCAAGAAGACCUGGAUCGGUGUGGUCUUGAUGUGACCGAGGCCAUGGUGUACUCUGGAGUUUGUACAGAGAUCUUCAGAAGAGAGAGCGUGAUCUUCCAGAAAACAGUCUACUGCUUUGUUCAUCUGAGCAUUCAGGAGUUUCUGGCUGCAGUCUACAUGUUCCACUGUUUCACCAACAGGAAGACAGAGGUAUUGCAGGACUUCUUUAGACAAGAAAACAAAGACCGGGACUCGAACAGGUUUAGUAGAAACUUUUCACUCGAUGACUUCCUGAAAGCAGCCAUGGCGAAAUCCCUUCAAAGUGAAAAUGGUCACCUGGACCUGUUUGUUCGCUUCCUUCAUGGACUCUGUCUGGAGUCCACCCAGAAACUCUUAGGAGGUCUGCUGGGUCAGACUCAGAACAGUCCAGAAAUCAUCCAGAGAGUCAUCGAGAACCUGAAAGAGAUGAACACAGACAACAUCUUACCUGACAGAAGCAUCAACAUCUUCCACUGUCUGACAGAGAUGAACGACCAAUCAGUGCAUCAAGAGAUCCAAGAGUUCAUGAAGUCCGAGAGAGAAUAUGUACUCUCUGAGAUCCACUGCUCAGCUCUGGCCCACAUGCUGCAGAUGUCUGAGGAGGUUCUGGAUGAGUUGAACCUUCACAAGUACAUAACAUCAGUCCAGGGAAAACACAGAAUGAUUCCAGCUGUGAGGAACUGCAGGAAGGCUGUGUUGAGGGGCUGCAGUUUGUCAGAGAUCAGCUGUCCUCCUCUGGUCUCAGCUCUGAAGUCCAACCCCUCCCACCUGAUAGAACUGGACCUGAGCUGGAACCAUGAUCUGCAGGAUUCAGGAGUGAAGCUGCUGUGUUCUGGACUGGAGAGUCCACAUUGUAGACUGAAAAUUCUGUGGUUGAGUCGCUGCUCUUUGACAGAGAUCAGCUGUUCUUCUCUGGUCUCAGCUCUGAAGUCCAACCCCUCCCACCUGAGAACACUGGACCUGAGCAACAACGAGCUGCUGGAUUCAGGAGUGAAGCUGCUGUGUUCUGUACUGGAGAGUCCACUCUGUAGAUUGGAGAUUCUGGAGUUCAGUGGCUGCAGAUUGUCAGAGAUCAGCUGUUCUUCUCUGGCCUCAGCUCUGAAGUCCAACCCCUCCCACCUGAGAGAACUAGACCUGACCUGGAACAAGCUGCAGGAUUCAGGAGUGAAGCCUCUGUCUGAUCUUGUGAAGAGUCCAGACUACAGACUGGAGACUGUGAGGUGGGAGUGAUGACGAUCUUUAUCCCGAGUUCUGCUCUGUGACGCAGCUUCAGCAGAUCUGGGACAGAAACCAUCUGAAGGACAAUGUCGGGUUCUCUGUCGCCGCGAUCGCUGUGACAUCAUCGGAGUUUCUUUCUCCGUGCUAAAUGUUUGCUCAUCAUAUGAGCUGUUGUGUUGGCUGCACUGUCACUGUUAAGUAUCAAGUACUGUCAAUUUAAUGUCAAUCUAAGUGGGGACAGUUUUGGUCCACAAAAGAGAAGACCUGAUAAAAGUUCUCAAUUUGAACUUACAUGAACACACAUACACACGUGCGGGUAAUUUGUAGUGUUGUGUUUUAUUAACAAAAAGAUUUAUUUAACAAAAGACUCAUCAAAUCUAUGUCCAUUUCAUAUCUUAAGAACAUGUUUACGUCUUUAUUUUACUGUGAGAGACUUUUCCAACAGGAAACUGAAGUUUGUAAAGCACUCACACAUGCUUUAAAAUACAAAUCUGAUUUAUCUGUUACAAUGUGAAAACAAAUGU
Messenger RNA from Solea solea (common sole), 3819 nucleotides. RefSeq names its product NLR family CARD domain-containing protein 3 (gene nlrp3l2). Bases 233 to 3307 code for a protein of 1024 amino acids. The transcript is spliced from 9 exons. Gene Ontology annotation, molecular function: protein binding. The record is from RefSeq and is a predicted model, not a curated record. Lineage: Eukaryota; Metazoa; Chordata; Actinopteri; Pleuronectiformes; Soleidae.